GCGAACGAUGGAGAAGGUGGAGGAAAUCAAGUACAAAGUGUUGGAGCUGAUCAACAAAAAGAAAGAGGUAAAGAUUCCAAAGAUGGGCUUCACGGAUUAUUACGUGCACCAGCAGCAGGUAGCCCGAGUAGCCGCUGGACCCACCCCGGGCGGUCACACGAAACCUUCCACCCAAACCGUUGCACCGACAGUGGCCACCAGUACCAGUAUGCCACCGUUCGAUUGGGCGGAGGAGAUAUCCGGCCAGCGAGGACCGAACAGUGGCCAGGACGAGCAAACGGCAGCCUCCGACCAGGAGGUGCUGGAAUCGACCGAGGCGAUCUACUUCGAUACCGGCAGCAAUACGGGGCUGCACGAGUUGCGCAAACUGUCCGAAACGGGCCAGCUGCUCGAUUGUGGUUCGAUCGAACAGUCGAUGGGUGUGUUACGUCGGCAGCAUCGUGUAAUUUCGAAAAAAGUGCUCCAGCUAAUUCUCGAACAGCGCACCGCCAGCGAUGCGGAGUUUCAGCGCAUCCGCGAAACGGAACGUUUGCUGCGGGAAACGGUCGCAAUGUGCCGUACGGCGCGUCUUAAGCUGGAUACCUCGAAGCUGCUGCUAACGACGACCAAUCUCGAAAUACUGGCCGCAUACAAAAAGCGCCAAACGCUGGUGAAUCUGUUGCGUACGCUUAAUGCACUGAAAAGCAUGCGUUCGAUCGAUCAGCGACUGCAGCGUAGACUAACGGACGCGGACUACGGUGGCGCAAUUGCGAUACUGUUGGAGAAUAAGAAUCUUUCACAACGGUUUCACGAGUAUCGGUGUGUGGAGUCGUUGUCGCACAAGCUGCAGGACACGCUACUGCUGACCGAGGUACAGCUGGAGAGUGUGUUGGGCGAAAUGCCGUCCGAGUUUGAACCGGCCCGGUACCAGAAGCUACAGGAAGCGUACCAACUGCUCGGCAAGCAGCUGCUAGCGAUGGAUCAGCUGCACAUGAACUUUGUCUCGUCGGUCCAUACGGCGGCGUUUACCGUGCUACGUCAGCACAUGGAAGUAAGCGUGGAGGAAAGCAAAAAGCUAACGUACGAGCAGAUGUGCGAAUGUGUCCCGAUGGACCGUUACGUACACUGUAUGACGGCGCUGUGUCGAGCGUUCUGGAAGAUACUUGUGUCGUACCAUCAGAUACGCUGCUGGCACCAGAAUCGCUCCCUGUGCGAGAAAGCCCCACCAGAGGAAGGUGAUGUAGCGUCCGAUCGUUCGUCCGCCAUCUUUCAGCAGGAGUAUAUUCGCCAAAAGCUGGAAAGUGGUCAGUUUCGGCUGUGGAACGAUAUACAGGCAAAGAUUUGCGUUUUCAUCGGUACGGGGCGACUGUACGCGCUUAAGUACGAUCAGUUCGUGCAGAUACUGGCGAUCGUUCAGCGGUUGAAGAAGGUUGGCGUUGAGUUUUGCGAAAGCCGGUCGGAAAAAUUGCUUACCGCAAUGCAACGGCAAAGUAUGGAGUUUUUCCAACGAUAUCAUGCGUCCUGUCUCGAGGAGAUUGGCCUAUUCUUCGACCACGAGGUUUGGGUACCGAUUGGGAGCUUUCACGAUGUGACGCAGCUGCAGGAAUAUCGCAACUUUCGACACGCGCUGUCACGUGCUGGUGGCGGUACGUCGGUGGUACCCGCCCGCACUAGUCCACCCGGGACGGAACUGCUUCCGGAUAGUGCUUCAUCGUUGCACUCCCAGGACGAAAGCUCACUGUACGGUUCCUGUGGCUAUUUUUUGCGCUUCACCGAGAAAAGUUCGCCCUUCGACGGUGGCUUCGAUAGUACGAUGCUGGAGGAAGACAUUCUGGCAGGGAUUGCGGACGAAUCGUCCUACUACUGUUCGGAGGAUAGUAGCGACAAUAAUGAACAACAGUCGGCCGGAUCACCGGGCUCUCCCAGGCACUCGGCAUCCGCACAACCACCACCAUCACUCACCACCGGUGCACCGAUCGUUGUCGUUAACACCUCCCUUACCGUGCUGCGCUGCAUCGGACGGUAUCUGUACUUCUGCAAACUCUUACACCCAAUAACACCCCAAAUCGUGCGCUCAAUGGCCGAACUGAUCGAUUACUAUCUGUACUCGGUGCAUGAUCUCUUCUCAGCCGACUUACCCGUACCACGCGAUAAUUUAUCCAGCGCACGUUUGCGGGCCGCAAUGCAACGCAUCCAGACGGAACUCCUACCAAAGCUGCGCCGUGUUUGGCCCCUGUCGGAUGAGAUGGUGCGGCCCGAUCUUACCGAUCCCGACACACUGUACGGUCUGCAGAAGCGUAUCGUCGCGUCGGAAAGCUGCGUCACGCUGGUCGCUCAGUUCCGGCAGAUGGAAAGCUAUCUAGGUGGAUUGCUGGCGGGCGCAACGACAACCACCGUACCGGGCAGUGCCGAUCGGGACGAUGGUUGGACGCAGGCAGCGUUGCGCGAUUAUCUCGUGCGUACAACCGAGUACGUGCCGGAUGUGCGCAAACCGAUCUUUUUGUGCUCGACGGCACGUGUUAUCGAUCUGCAAGCGAUACUGAACGCGAUGGCCAAAGUGAAAUGGGACGUGAAUCAUGUGAAUGUGCAACACUCACCAUACAUCGACACCAUCAAUCGGGGUGUACAAUAUUUUGCGAUGAAGCUGGAAGAGCAAACGUCCACCGUGAUGCUGCCACCGGAUGUGCUUUGGGAUAGCUUCGUGCACGUGCUAACACAUCUGCUCGUCGAAGGCUUCUCGAACGCUAAAAAGUGUUCAGCCGGUGGGCGGGCACUGAUGCAGCUCGACUUCACGCACUUCUGGUCCCUGCUGGAGAUCGUGUCGGGUGGUAAACAUCCCGAACAUCGGGCGUACGUGGAACAGUACGUGAAGGCGUACUAUUUGCCGAAGGAUCUGCUGGAACAGUGGUUGCUCGAACCGCAUGGCUACUCAUCGAAACAUUUGGUCGGGUUGGUGCAAUGUGCGUGCAGCAGCGACAAGAAGGCACGCCAACGGUUGCUUACGCUCGUCGAGUCGGGGACUGGAUCUACUUCCAGCACCAGCAAUUCCUCUCCCACCCAGCAACCGUCCGGUGAUGGUCGGAGGUUGCACGUUGAAGGUCCGAAAAGGGACUCUUAA
Messenger RNA from Anopheles maculipalpis, 3097 nucleotides. RefSeq names its product syndetin (gene Vps50). Gene Ontology annotation, biological process: retrograde transport, endosome to Golgi; endocytic recycling. Gene Ontology annotation, molecular function: SNARE binding. The record is from RefSeq and is a predicted model, not a curated record. Gene Ontology annotation, cellular component: EARP complex. The transcript has 4 exons. NCBI's taxonomy places the organism in Eukaryota, Metazoa, Arthropoda, Insecta, Diptera, Culicidae. The coding region runs from base 8 to 3097 and encodes 1029 amino acids.